AUGACGAACUCUAUAGGGACGAGCAAGCUAUUGUUGCAGGAGCCGACGAUUGUACUCACAGAGAAGGAAACGGCGAUCUUCAAAGUUAUCAUGGACACCAUUUACCACUUCCAUCUCAAUACAGUCCCAAGGGCCGCAGGCGGCUGGGUUAGGGAUAAGCUGUUGGGAAAAGAAAGCGAUGAUAUAGAUAUCGCUGUUGACGACAUGUCAGGGGAGGCCUUUGCGUACAAAGUGAAGGACUUCCUCACGAGGACCUCGCCGGGUGCAUCUUGCAGCUCAGUUGGGGUGGUCCGUGCUAAUCCUGACCAGAGCAAACAUCUCGAGACGGCUACUCUGAGGGUAUUCGAUAUCAGCCUUGAUGUCAACAAUUUACGUACGGAAACAUAUACACUGGACUCGCGUAUACCAGUGGUGGCGCUUGGAACCCCACAGGAAGAUGCCAGUCGCCGGGACUUCACCAUUAACGCGUUGUUCUACAACUUGCGCACAGCCAGCGUUGAGGAUUUCACAGGCACGGGCCUUGACGAUCUCAGAGCUGGUGUCAUCCGAACACCCCUGGAGCCCACCAUCACUUUCCAGGACGACCCCUUGCGGAUCCUCCGAGCCGUGAGGUUCUCCACGAGACUUGGGUUCAAAUUGGACGAUGAAAUAAUGAAGGCCGCGUCGGACCCCAACAUAUACGGCCUUUUACUCGUUAAAGUGUCUAGGGAGCGAUGGGGUGUGGAGAUUCACAAAAUGCUCAUUCGUCGUCUUACCAGUUUAGAUUCCUUGGAUAUGCUUGCCUCCCUCGGUAUCAUCAACGUCCUUACAACAGUCGGCGACUCUGCUAAAUUCGAGGAGCCCGAUGCCGUCCCUAAGGACCAGGGCUCUAUCGUCCGUGCCCUCGUCCAGAAUGUCCGUGAAGUCGAGCCACAUCACACCCUCUCAGAUGAUCAGCAUUAUGCCCUUACGCUUGCUAUUCUGACCUCGGGUGUCUACGGCCUGCAUGUUAGAGAGAGGCCGAGCAAACCAGCACGGUGUGCUUGCUAUGGUGUGCUGCGACACGGGCUCAAACUGCCCAACGCGGACUCAGAGAGGGCCUCGGCUAUCAGCGAAGUGGCGUGGAAACUGUCGAGGGCGUCGCAGGAGGAGUUGGUAAACCCUGUAUUCAUAGGGCAUUGCAUGCGUUACCUCAAGGAGGACUGGGUGGUCGCUCUGUGUCUUGCAGAGUGUCUCGCGGCUGCUCAUGAGAGGCAGCGGUACGUUGACUGCCGACAGAGGGUGUUGCUGAGCGGCCUCAUCGGGUGUUGGAACUGGAGAGCUCCUAUCAAUGGCACAUCAUUAGUGAACGACUUCGGCAUGCCUCGAGGUGAAGGUCUCAGUGUCCUCCUUGACAGGCAAGUCGAUAGGUUGUUGAGCAACUGCAGUAUGGUGGUUAACGACGAGGAGGAGUACAAGGCUUGGCUCCAGGGUGAGGUCGAGGAAUGGAUGGUUGCCAAUCCGGAAGCUGUAGCGCGGGCUAAUAAACACGGAAAAGCAAAGAAGGCAAAAAAGUGA
Messenger RNA from Perkinsus marinus ATCC 50983, 1536 nucleotides. Its product is annotated as tRNA nucleotidyltransferase, putative. The transcript has 7 exons. Gene Ontology annotation, molecular function: ATP:3'-cytidine-cytidine-tRNA adenylyltransferase activity; RNA binding. Gene Ontology annotation, biological process: tRNA 3'-terminal CCA addition. The record is from RefSeq and is a predicted model, not a curated record. The coding region runs from base 1 to 1536 and encodes 511 amino acids. NCBI's taxonomy places the organism in Eukaryota, Perkinsozoa, Perkinsida, Perkinsidae.